AACUUUUUCGCUUGAUAAAAAAGUUCAAGCUUUGAAAUUUGAAUUUCAAGAUUAUGUUUAUAGCAGUGAGCAUUCUUAACCAGAAGACUAGUAGUAGACUGAAUAGAGAAGCUCUAAUUUGAAAUCGUCGUGGUGACAAGAGAAAUGUUAUAGUGGCCACAUUAUCAAUAUGGGAAAAGCAAGGACCACUGAAACUGCAUCUUCGAGUGACACAAGCAAGAAGAAAGAUAAGCAGGCAGCUUCUUCUAAGUCUUACAAGCACCAAUCAGACUCUGAUUCAGAGCUACAACAAGAGGUCUACCCUGGUACUCACUGGCCUCUGGAUGCCACAUUGGAGCUGUAUAUUAACUAUGAUGCGGUGAAGGAGAUAAGAGCAGUGAAGCCAGACUUCUACCCCAUGUUGUUCCACCUGACCAAAUCGGACUAUAGCAGUGUGGCUAGAGCGUUGUCCAAACUACCAGUCAUUAUGGACAACCUCCAAGCCAGACUGGAUAAAAUGAAAGGUCAGACUGCAACUUCAGCAGAGGUAAAAUCUACACAACCUCCUAAAGCUGUUACUCCACCUGUUGUGAAAGAUCUGGAGACUGCCAAGAAGGAAGUCCUAAAGCUUCUGUCAAAUAUGACCAUGAAUCAGAAUGAUGUUUUAGAAUUACUGGACUGGAUCAAAACCCUUGUAUCUAAAAAGAAGGGAAGAACUGGGUACCAUUUAUGUGAACAGGAGAAAGAUGAUGAACACCUGAAGCCUCUUACAAGGACACAAUCAAAGGCAGUAGUUAGGUUGGUUCCAUGUAAUAUACAAACAAUCUCUGACAGUAAGACUGUCAUGACCAGGGCACAAGAAAAAAAUGAAACGAAGACCGAAGUAAAAAAUGACAACAAAUGUCCUGGAACAACUAAUGUCAAGAAGCAUCGAAAAGAUGCCUCUCCGAUAGACGACAAAAAAAGACCUACCAGAGAGGAGGUUUGUGACAAUAUAAAAGAAAUGGCUGCUGCACAAAUUUUGUCACAGGCUGAAAAUAUAAACAAGAAACAAAUAAAUAAUUGUACUAAAGAUAAACUUUCAAACGACAAAAGUCCACAGGACAAAAUAGGCACAAGGAAGCGAGGCAGACCACGCAAGAAUUUGAGAGAAGUUUCAGGGGAAGACCAUGAAUCUACUCACGAAACAAUGAAAAAACAGAAGAAAACUAAAUCGCAUCGGUCUACGUCACCAGCAGUCUCCUUACCAUCUCCCGGCCCACCUGUUUUAUCUCCUCAGACAACAAUCUCACCUUCCAAAUUCAGCCUUAGCACAGGGACCAGAGAAAAUGUUCAAAAUACCAUUAAAAGUGUUCUGAAUAGCAAGCAACAGCAAGCACCUCCAGAAGUUGUUGAGAAAGUUGUACCUGAAAGAGGUGAAUGGUCACAACAGACCACACAGCCAGUUAGUGUUCUUGACCCACCUGCUAGAAAUAAUUUUGGCCCUAUUCCUAUGUGUCUGUACAAAGUGCAGCCAGACUCCGAUGUAUCCCCUAUGGACUCUUCCUUGGACUUAGUUACACCCAAAAUAGAAAUUGAUAACGCGGAAGAUGACGUAUCUUUUGAGCAGUGUUAUUUAAAACGUGAACCAGGACCCUCCGUAGAGUCAUCUGUUUCAGCAUCUGGCAUUACACAGAAGUUGGCCCCAAUCAUAAAGACUAUUUGUACAGGUUCAGUGUGUGGAGGGGACAAUUGUAUACAUGAACAUUCAGUAAUUGUGGAGGAUUGUGACAACCCUGAAUUGGAUUGUGUUCUGGAAAAAUUUGGUCGAGAUGCCAAGGAAGCUGAGCCAAUAAUUAUCAUUGAUGACAUUUAAAAGUUGAAUUCCAAAAACAAAUUUGUUUGCUGAUCAAUAUAUAUAUAUAUAUUGUGCAGAAAUUUAUCCAUGGCCAAAAAUUUAGGGACCAUGGUUUUAUUGUUGAUGUUCUGUAAAAUUUAAUUUAACAGAAUACUACGACCCAAUAUGACUUAAAGUCAUUCUUGAGACCUUGCGUGGAGGAUUUGCUACUUGUUCCUGAAAAAUCUGCCAAUGCAUUGCCAAUCGCAAUAUCACUUGCCAACCAGUAUGAAGGACCUCCUCAUAACAUGUCUGGGCCCACCUUAUGGUGAUGUCAAGGACAGUGUUUGAAAUAUUGCAUGAUAAAUGAAUGGCAUUGAUUUAUGCAUGAAUGCAUUUAAUUUUUCUUUAUGCAAUAUUUUUACCAGAUAAUGAUAUAUAAUUUAGAUGUUUUUUGGGGAUUCAACAUGGCUACUAUGUAAUGGAGGUAGACAAAGAUACUCAUUUCUACAAACAGAAAGAAUAUCACAUUUUUGAAAUCACAUGUAUAAUUAAAUUUGCAGCUGCUGUCUUGAUGACCAUAUUGAAAAACUGUUGAACCUUAUGGAGUUGAACUUGUUUAAAUCAAAAUUCUUGCAAAAGUUAAAUAAAUUCAAAUUAUCAGGGUUUUUUUUUUUUUUUUUUUUUGCUACACAGAACUAUAUUCAUAAGCAUGCAACACAGUAAUAUGAAAUACAAGGCAGACAUAUUUUGAUUUUUGGAUAUGUAUACAUGAAACAGGAACAAUAGCGUGAUUUAAGAUGGAAAAAGAUCAUCAUACUUUCAUCCUUCCACAUAUUCACAUGUCAAAAUGUCAUGGUAUAGAGGGCAGAAGCAAUGUCAAUAUAAAAAACCGUUUAAACUUUAUUAUCAAGAGAGAUAAACUUUUCUCCAAUGUACUUUCUUUCAUGAUAUUUUGCUCAUUUUAAAUUUUUAUUUUUGUCCAACAAAGAUUUAUGAUAACAAUGCAUUGUGUUACCUGCUACAAAUAUUUUUUUAUUCCUACAAUGUUAUUUGUCAAUGUUAUUAACCAUCAUCAGAUGAUGGACUGUUAAAAUUGCCCUCCUCCGUGGUCUGUUGUCAAGUCUUUAAAUAAUUCUUUUUUUUGCUAUUUCUUUAGAAGUACUUAAUGCAGGCUGUCCAGCAUCCCUGAAAUUCCUAACAAACCUAAUUUUUUGCAGUUUUGCUAAAAUUCCUAAAAAAAUGAAAAAUUCAAAGGGAAUUCCUAAAAAAGCUCAAAUUUUUAGCUUCAGUUCCUACUUUUUUUUAUAUAUUUCUUACAAUUUACUGAAAAUGUUUUCAUUAAAUUCAUACAUAAAAUGUAUUUUAAUGUAAUCUGCAGUUCUAAUUCAGGUAGACAAUGAAAGGCAGUUGACCAGUGGAUCUAUGUACCCAGAUUGUUAUUGGUUGUGACUGAGUGACAGAGGUGUGAUACUUGAGGUCACAGCCAACAGCAGCUAGGACACUGAAACCCUGGAAGACACCUUUCCUGCAAUUUAGGCAUUGUAUGUUAGUUUCUAUUUUGUCAAAUUUGCAAAGGUAAGUCAGUUUAAUGCUUUCAUACUCCCUAUUCUAGUUACAAAAUUCCUAAUUUUAGCCCUAAAUUUGCCCUAAAACUUUGUAAUUUUAGCCCUAAAAUUAACCGUAAUUUUUUGUCAAGAAGUGCUGGACAGCCUGUUAAUGAAUCUUUCUCGAAAUUUCAUAUGUAGGUUGCCCUUGCUCCUUAGUUAUGACCUUUAGUUUUUUUGAUGAUAAGAAAAACAAAAUGUUUGGGGACCAUCUUAGAUUUUACAGCUAAGGAUUAUUAUUGUUAUUUCUUGGAAGAAUUUUAAAAUUUCCCUCAAAUAUUAGCUAAAACAGAGCAGAGAAGGAAAAAGAUUCAACUUUUGAAAAACAAACUGAGACAAACACAUUAGUGGGGCCAAGAUUCCUCUGGGAUCUUGUUUGUUUAAGCAAUAUAACAAUAACUUUAUAUAGUCUGAGUCUGCAUUGACCAUGCAAUAAAUGUAUUAUUUCUAAUGAAAGGAUGUCUCAAAUAAUUAAAAAUUAAUUAAAUAUUUUUGACAGGGAUUUAUUUUCAAAUGAAGCAAGAUUUCAAUUACAUCACGAGCUCAAAUUUCUGUGUCAGCUGUAUUGUGUGUAUUGUGGUUUGAAGAUUCGUGGCGAUUUAUAUUAUCUAUAAGUACUCAUUCCUGGAAAAAUUAACUUCCACAGAUAGCACUGAAGUCUCACUGCUUUCAUGAAACUAACAGGUACUUUACCUGUGUGCUUUGUAUUUUUUAUAUGACUACUAACACUGCCAGUGAAAAGAUACAAGUUUCAAUGGGAGAAUUCCUUUGGCCAGUUUUUUUGGUCCUCUGACACGAAAGGUCAAGAUGACCUACAGCCUGGUUUCUUUGAUGGUCAUCCAUCCUCUACUGUAAACUUUAUAGAACCCUACUUCUCCUGAACACCUCCAUGAAUUUCAACUAAAUUUGGUCAGAGACAUCAUUGGGGAUGGGAAAUAAUUAAAUCAGAAAUUUGAUUCAGCCCCCAUGGACAGGUGGCAGGGCCCAAAAAAGAGGCAUUUAGCUGAAAAUUUGCUUUAACCCUACUAAUUCUUAAUGCCUCAGCAUAUUUUACCCCAAUUUGGUUUGAAAUUUUAUUAGGGGUGGGCUGUCUUUUUUGAUAUUCAGAAAGUAGAUCCAACCCCGAGGGACAGUGAGGAUCUCUGCCAUCAAAGUCAUUCUGAAUCAUCACCCAGGGAAGUUAAUCUUUUCAGAAAAAGGAAACUUUAAGGGAGGGGGUAUUUCAACUGGACCCAAAGGAGAAAUUUUGCUGAGACAAAGUCUCAUGGUGACCUAUUGGUAUUGCCUUUAGCCCGGCUGUGUGUCUGUAAAACUGAAACCCUUUUAACAAUUUUGAUGAAAUUUUGCAGAAACUUUCCCUGGCCAACAUUGAUAUUAUAGAAUCGAAUGCUCUUCAUAGAUGGAAUCAUCUUAAGGUACUUUACUAAAAUGGUUAAUUUCAUCGCUCAAUGGUCUUACAUUUCUCCCUUUGGAGGGGGUGAAGUUUACUACAAGAUUUUUGAGAAAAAAUUGCUUUUUUGAGCAUAACAUUGGUUAUUUUCCAUUGGAAAUAACUUGAUGAGAAUUUUGAUGGUGUGUAUAUAUUGACACUGGCUCAGACUCCCAAAGGCUACAAAAUAUAUUAACAUAUCAUUAUCAUGUUUGCGAUCAUCAACAUCACAAUUUCAUGACACUUGAAAGCUACUUAGCCACUAACCUUUAUAUUCAAUAUUGCUUACCUCUGGAAACCGUCAAGGCCACUAGGUCCCUUACUUUGUGAUUAAGAUGAUUCUGUAUUACCCAUACUGAUAUAGGUGUAACUCAUCAAUUUGCUUUGAAUACAUUUUCAUUAUCGUUUGUCAGUCAAUAUGAAUUGAUAUUGAAUCUCUGUCUUGAACAAUGCUUGCAAUUUGUUAGAUAUUGACACAUAGUGUAUCAUAGGUAUAAUGGCUUAAAGUCAACUAGAGUUUAUUAUAUUCAACCAGUCGUUCAUUGUAUGUCAUGUGAUGAUGUAUGUUGGAUGAGUAGUCGUAAGGACUAUAUGUCUUAAAGACAAAUUAUUCAGCCAUUUUAACAAAAUCAAGAACAGACUUUCAUGGAUAUAUAUAAAGAAACUUGAUACAAGAAACUAGGACAUUUUUCCAUGACAUACAACUGCAUCUAUAAAAAGAAAGAAUUUACUGCAUGUUUUGAAGAAAUUAAUUUUGAAAAGUUCAUCAUCUGAUAAAUCAUGAACUUAUUUACCUGUCAUUUAGAUUGUAACCUUUAUUAAAUCGAGAACUAAUAUACUAAAUGAAUCUCUAAUACGAUUUUACAUAUUUCAUUACUUUGACUAAAACAAGUAACGCUAAUGGGAAGAAAUAUGUUUUUUAAAAUGUGUGUGUUUGGAAAAAUAUGACAUUUACUGGUAAAGAUGUCAUCUUAUCAGAGAAAGAUAUAGAAGACAGUUGGGAUAAAAAAAAAAAAAGACAUACAGCUUUAAUGUAAUUUGAAGUAUAGCAGGAUAAGUAUGUAUACAUACUACUGUUCUUGUACUAAACCCAGCUAAUAAAACAAUUCAUGUCAGUCA
Messenger RNA from Ylistrum balloti, 5950 nucleotides. RefSeq lists its product as uncharacterized. Bases 170 to 1834 code for a protein of 554 amino acids. The record is from RefSeq and is a predicted model, not a curated record. The transcript is spliced from 7 exons. NCBI's taxonomy places the organism in Eukaryota, Metazoa, Mollusca, Bivalvia, Pectinida, Pectinidae.